CACUGGAACUGUGAUUUACUUGCAACCGGCUUAAUUUUUUCCUUGCAAAAUGUCUUCGCCUGCCCCCAAAUCGCCGGAGCUGUCGGACAAGAGUAAGAAAUACGACAGACAAAUCAGGUUGUGGGGCGAACAUGGACAGACGCUUCUGGAGGCGGCCACCGUUUGUUUGGUGAAUGUCACGGCCGUGGGCUGCGAAACAGUCAAAGGUUUAGUCCUUCCCGGAAUCGGUGGCUUCACGGUGGCCGACGGCAGCACCGUCAAGGAGGAGGACCUGGGCAACAAUUUUUUUCUGGAUCAAACCUAUCUGGGAAAAUCCAAGGCUCUGGCCUGCAUGCAGCUCCUCCAGGAGCUCAAUCCUGACGUAAACGGCGACUAUGUGGAGGAGAGUGCCGACUUCAUACUGGCCAAUCGUCCCAACUUCUUUGACAGCUUCGAUUUGGUCAUUGCCUCCAAUCUCAACGAGCAGACUUUGCUCCUCCUCGCCGACCGUUUGUGGGAGGCCAAUGUCCCGCUACUCUACUGCCGCUCGCUGGGCAUGCUGGGCACCAUCCGCCUCCAGAUACGUGAACAUUGCAUUGUGGAGGCGCAUCCGGAUAACAGACAAUUUGAUCUGCGCUUGGAGCAUCCAUUUGAUGCUCUGCGAGAGCAUCUCGAUGGGACAGAGGUGACCAGCAAGGUACCCUGGCUGCUGGUGCUGCACAAGUACCUAACUACCUGGCAGAAGCAGCAGGCGAAUGGGACUCCAACGCCGCGCACUUACAAGGAGAAGAACCAACUGCGUGACACUAUCAGGAACGAGAUGAAGGCGGACGAGGAGAACUAUGAGGAGGCCAUCAAGGCGGUGAAUACGGCAUUCGGGGCAGGACAGAUUCCCACGGGCCUGAAGUCCAUUUUCGAAGACGAUGCCUGCGAGCAGCUGAACAAGAAGAGCAACACCUUCUGGAUCAUGGCCAAGGCUCUGAAGCACUUUGUGGUCCAUGAAAACCAGGGAUAUCUGCCUCUGCCUGGAGUUCUUCCGGAUAUGACCGCCAACACGGACUCGUAUAUCGCCCUGCAACACAUCUACCGUCAGCAGGCACUGCAGGAUGCCGAUCAGGUGUACCACAAGUGCCAGGACUACCUCAAGCAGCUGUCCCUGCCCGCCGACAGCAUUGAUGAGCGUAGUGUGCGUCUGCUUUGCCGUGAGGCAGCCGGCUUGGCAGUCAUUCGAGGCACCCGCUUAGCUGAGGAGUACGAGAAGAGCUGUCGUCUGUUGCCAUUGGUUGAGGACAACGAGCUGCAGGGCAACCUCACGGCCUACAACUUUGCACUGCGCGCUUAUGAGCGUUUUCUUAGCGAGUGCGGCAACAUUCCCGGCGAGUGCACUGUGGAGCAGGACAUUGGACGCCUGAAGAGCAUCGCUGCCAAGAUGCUAAGCGAUCUGGGCAUGCAUGCAACCAUCAGCGACGAUGUUCUGCACGAGAUCUGUCGCUAUGGUGGUGCUGAGUUGCAUGCAGUGUCUGCUCUUAUAGGUGGCUGUGCUGCCCAGGAGGUGAUCAAGGUUAUCACCAAACAAUACAAGCCCAUUGAUAAUACCUUUAUAUACAAUGCCAUUACCACUGAAAGUGUCACAUUGAAGUUAUAAAUAUAUCCUGUUUUGCAAUGCAA
Messenger RNA from Drosophila kikkawai, 1647 nucleotides. It is a transcript of the gene APP-BP1, whose product is annotated as Nedd8-activating enzyme E1 regulatory subunit APP-BP1. The record is from RefSeq and is a predicted model, not a curated record. Gene Ontology annotation, molecular function: NEDD8 activating enzyme activity. Gene Ontology annotation, cellular component: cytoplasm. Lineage: Eukaryota; Metazoa; Arthropoda; Insecta; Diptera; Drosophilidae. Gene Ontology annotation, biological process: protein neddylation.